UCCUAUAAUAUGUGAAUGUACAGUUUUAUAACUUUGGGUAACAUUAACUAUAAGAACUCAACUGGACAAUUUUAGUUUGUAAAAUGUAUAUAAUUGUAACAAAUGUUUUCCAUUAGCGAUAUGUAUUAGACCGAGGAACGCACUGAUGCACUGAUUGCUCCAAUAUCACACUUGGAUUCUGAAACACUAGUCCCACACUCUCUGGAGUUGAAAUAGAUUGUGCGGAGAAUGGUUAAUGUAAGCAUGUAGAAUGGAUUCAUAAUAUGUCCUGGGUUAGUAUAAAUAUAACACUUUUUGCAGAAGGUUAGAGUAUCCAUACUAAGUGAAAUUUGUACAAUUGGGACAAGUGUGGAACAACUGUGGCAACAGACAAAAGCUACUAUGGAUAGACAAAAUACUUCAUACAAUAUAUCAUAUACGGUAGCAGACCAACAACCACAUUUCAACCAUUUAAUUCAUAAUAAGCCAAAGCCACAAAGUUCAGCAGAAAUAAACUUUUCUUUCAAAUUACUGCAACAACAAUGAAAUGGGGAACAACAACAAAAAUUCCAGAAACAGUUUUGCAAACAAUCAGAGCAGAAGAAAGCACAACAGAUAUAUCGGGAGAAAUUGAAACAACAACAAUCGAAUCACAAGAGACUACAGACCACAUAAUUACCGAAGCUGAGCAGCAAACAACACUAUCUGAUUCGAACAGAACUGAAUCUCAAUCUACAACUGAUUUGGACAAAAACAUCACCGUUACCACAGGAACCAAUGCAAGUUCUGCUUCACUGAUGAUUACAAUUCCAGUGUCAGGAAUAGGAAUGUUUUCCAUACAAAAUGAUUGAAGAAAGAAAGCAAAGAAAAUUUAGAGAGGUUGCUGAAGAUAAACUCAACAUGUGGAAACAUUCAAAACUCUUCAAUUACAAAUGGUUGUUUAAGCAGAUAAUUGCACUUGGAAUUAUUCUGAAUGAAGCAUCAAUAUGCAAUGGUUGUAAAAGUGUAAAACAACUUGGAAUACAGAGCAAGAGAAUCAUGUAUGGACCAAGUAAUGAAUACAACUGCUGGUAUGACUGGUCCAUACCACCAAGUAUAUACACAGAUCAUGAAACAGCAGUUGUUCUGUUGUUACAAAAUGUUUCACUGCCAAAGAGAACAGAUACUGCAAGAAUAGAAUGCUCUGGAGAAAUCAGUCUUCCGAGCACCAAUGACUACAAAUGUGAAUUUGCAAGCAACUAUUGUCUUGCAUUUGCAACUGCAUCAACCACUUGCAACAUCAGCAAAAUCAGAGAGGAAAUUCCAGUUGCAAAUCACACCUGUGAUUCAAUCAUUCAAUGGAAUAAAGCUGGAGGAAGCCCUUACAAAAUACAAUACCAUGCAAAAAACUAUACUGGUUACACAAAACAUUUCACAAUACAAUAUCUUGUUAUCGAUUGUAGAUCGGCAACCACACCUCCACUAACAACUGAACGAGCAACAACUUAUUCAGAAGAAAUAUCAUCCUAUAAAAUGCUGUAUUCAGACUUGACAACUGAAACAACUAAAACAUCUGACAACACUCAACACACCACUUAUGAAAUAGAAUGCAUCAGCACUCAAACAUCACUGAUCAUUGCUAUUCCAGUAUCAGGAACUAUUGGUUUGAUCAUUGGAGCUUUGUUGAUGUUCAGUAUAUCGAGGUACUGCAACAGCAACAAGAAGAAAACAAAGAACAAAGAUUCAAUGGAAAUGGAAAGCAUUCAACAUCAGCAGCAAACUGGCCAUAAACGAACAACAUAUGAAAACUACACACCAACAUCAGAUGAAAGUGGAUAUGAAGUUCCGAAUCGAGUUGAUAACAAGAAUGAACAUAAAUAUGAGGUUGUGAAAAGCGGUGCAGAAUACCAAUAUGAAAAUUAACAGCUUGGACAACAUUUUUCACAGUUACAAAACUUAUACCACAGAAAUUUUGCAACUGAAAAAAUUCAGCAGUUGUUUGCAUCUGUAACAUAUUCAUCAACAUAUAUUAUAUCAAUUAAAAUUAUCUAUAAUUACCACAAUACUUUUAAAGAACUUUUCCAUGCAGUAUCUUAUCUGGCCUAAGGCUCUUCUAGCCUAAGCAACCACCCAGCAUAUCCUACCAAUAUAUAUAUAUAUACUGAGUGAGUGUACAUGACUAAAUAACUGCUGAGUAGAAAUGUGAAAUUACAAACAUUUCUAAUUCAUGGUCAUCUGAUAACUGGAAAAUUCCAGUAUUUUUACGUGUUUUUCAAUAGCAAGAACUCAAAAUUACUCCAACAUUCUGCAAAUACUAGCUUUAUUUAUUUUUGUUCACUGUGUAAGGGGCUAUGUUACUGCAGUAUAGAUAACAAUGGGGAUUUAUUUUACCACACACGUACCUACAAUUCUAACAGACAAACAUUACUAUUAUUAAUAGCAGAGGAGUACCAGAGAAAUAUGUGAAACCCUCUUGCACAAUAAAUCCUCAUUGUGUGGAUUGAUUACUUGGAUUCAAUUAGUUGAACAUUGAAACCAAAAUAUGUAAAUACGAUCUGUGACAAUCUAAUAAAUAGUGCUUACAAAAACUUUAUAAAAAACAAUUGACCAGAUUUCCACUAGUCCUAAAUCCUUGUUCCACAUUUGUCAACUUUUUGGCACACAUUUGUCCAACUUAUCCCACUACUAUAUUUUCCCACACUCGCCCCACUGU
Styela clava is the source of this 2671-nucleotide messenger RNA. The record is from RefSeq and is a predicted model, not a curated record. NCBI's taxonomy places the organism in Eukaryota, Metazoa, Chordata, Ascidiacea, Stolidobranchia, Styelidae.